Molecule: messenger RNA, 1760 nt
Organism: Pipistrellus kuhlii (Kuhl's pipistrelle)
Lineage: Eukaryota; Metazoa; Chordata; Mammalia; Chiroptera; Vespertilionidae
Gene: ALDH7A1
Product: aldehyde dehydrogenase 7 family member A1
Exons: 18
Coding region: 29-1648 (539 amino acids)
Molecular function (GO): aldehyde dehydrogenase (NAD+) activity
Source: RefSeq, a predicted model, not a curated record
GGGGCGCGCGCGCGCGUCCCGGUUCAGCAUGUGGCGCGUCCCCGGCCCCCUGUGCGCGCACAUCGCCCGGCGGAGCGAGCUGCUGCGGCCGCGGAGCAGGCCGGCCGCCCUCAUGUCCACGCUGCUCAUCGCCCAGCCGCAGUACGCCUGGCUGCAGGAGCUGGGCCUCCGCGAGGAGAACGAGGGCGUGUACAACGGCAGCUGGGGAGGCCGGGGCGAGGUGAUCACGACCUAUUGUCCUGCUAACAAUGAGCCAAUAGCACGAGUCCGACAGGCGAGUGUGGCUGACUAUGAAGAGACAGUAAAGAAAGCAAGAGAAGCAUGGAGAAUCUGGGCCGAUGUUCCUGCUCCAAAGCGAGGAGAAGUGGUGAGACAGAUUGGGGAUGCUUUGCGGGAGAAGAUUCAAGUACUGGGAAGCUUGGUGUCUCUGGAGAUGGGGAAGAUCUUAGUGGAAGGUGUGGGAGAAGUUCAGGAGUACGUGGAUAUAUGUGACUAUGCCGUUGGCCUGUCACGGAUGAUCGGGGGACCCAUCCUGCCUUCUGAGAGACCUGGCCAUGCACUCGUUGAGCAGUGGAAUCCCGUAGGCCUGGUUGGAAUCAUCACCGCGUUCAACUUCCCCGUGGCGGUGUACGGCUGGAACAACGCCAUCGCAAUGAUCUGCGGGAACGUCUGCCUGUGGAAAGGAGCUCCAACAACUUCCCUCAUUAGUGUCGCUGUCACAAAGAUAAUAGCCAAGGUCCUGGAGGACAACAAGCUGCCUGGCGCGAUUUGUUCCUUGACUUGUGGCGGAGCAGAUAUCGGCACAGCCAUGGCCAAGGAUGAGCGUGUGAACCUGCUGUCCUUCACCGGGAGCACUCAGGUGGGGAAACAGGUGGCCCUGAUGGUGCAGGAGAGGUUUGGGAGAAGCUUGUUGGAGCUUGGAGGAAAUAAUGCCAUCAUCGCUUUUGAGGAUGCGGACCUCAGCUUAGUGGUCCCAUCAGCUCUCUUUGCUGCCGUGGGGACAGCCGGCCAGAGGUGCACCACCGCAAGGCGCCUGUUUUUGCACGAGAGCGUCCACGAUGAAGUUGUAAACAGACUUAAAAAGGCCUAUGCACAGAUCCGGGUCGGGAACCCGUGGGACUCUAACGUUCUCUAUGGGCCGCUCCACACCAAGCAGGCAGUGACCAUGUUUCUUGGGGCCGUGGAGGCAGCCAAGAAAGAAGGAGGCACUGUGGUCUACGGUGGCAAGGUUAUGGAUCGCCCUGGAAAUUACGUGGAACCGACGAUUGUGACGGGUCUUGCCCACAAUGCAUCCAUUGCGCACACAGAGACUUUUGCUCCAAUUCUUUAUGUCUUUAAAUUCAAGAACGAAGAUGAAGUCUUUGCUUGGAAUAAUGAAGUAAAACAGGGACUUUCAAGUAGCAUCUUUACCAAGGAUUUGGGCAGAAUCUUCCGCUGGCUUGGACCGAAAGGAUCAGACUGUGGCAUCGUGAACGUCAAUAUUCCGACGAGCGGGGCUGAGAUUGGAGGCGCCUUUGGGGGAGAGAAGCACACCGGCGGUGGCAGGGAGUCCGGCAGCGACGCCUGGAAACAGUACAUGAGAAGGUCUACCUGUACCAUCAACUACAGUAAGGACCUUCCGCUGGCCCAAGGAAUCAAGUUUCAGUAAAGGUGCUUUAAAUUGACAUUACUUCAAGUCUUCCAGGUUUUCUUGCAGCUCUGUCUUCUGAAGCAGACAAAGAAAUUAAGAUUUUCCCUGAAUAAAUGCAUCCUUUUGAGUA